This is a messenger RNA of Symphalangus syndactylus (siamang), 1506 nucleotides long. RefSeq names its product granzyme K (gene GZMK). Lineage: Eukaryota; Metazoa; Chordata; Mammalia; Primates; Hylobatidae. The record is from RefSeq and is a predicted model, not a curated record. Gene Ontology annotation, biological process: proteolysis. Gene Ontology annotation, molecular function: serine-type endopeptidase activity.
AGAACCUUCUUCCUUCAUCACAGGAUAAAAGCAUUUUAUCCGGGCUUCUUAAAUCUAAGUCUUUAAAAUGACUAAGUUUUCUUCCUUUUCUCUGUUUUUCCUAAUAGUUGCGGCUUAUAUGACUCCUGUGUGUUUCAAUAUGGAAAUUAUUGGAGGGAAAGAAGUGUCACCUCAUUCCAGGCCAUUUAUGGCCUCCAUCCAGUAUGGCGGACAUCACGUUUGUGGAGGUGUUCUGAUUGAUCCACAGUGGGUGCUGACAGCAGCCCACUGCCAGUAUCGGUUUACCAAAGGCCAGUCUCCCACUGUGGUUUUAGGCGCACACUCUCUCUCAAAGAAUGAGGCCUCCAAACAAAGAUUGGAGAUCAAAAAAUUUAUACCAUUCUCAAGAGUUACAUCAGAUCCUCAAUCAAAUGAUAUCAUGCUGGUUAAGCUUCAAACAGCCGCAAAACUCAAUAAACAUGUCAAGGUGCUCCACAUAAGAUCCAAAGCCUAUCUUAGAUCUGGAACCAAAUGCGAGGUUACUGGCUGGGGAGCCACCGACCCAAAUUUAUUAAGACCUUCUGAUACCCUGCGAGAAGUCACCGUUACUGUCCUAAGUCGAAAACUUUGCAACAGCCAAAGUUACUACAACCACGACCCUUUAAUCACCAAAGACAUGGUCUGUGCAGGAGAUGCCAAAGGCCAGAAGGAUUCCUGUAAGGGUGACUCAGGGGGCCCCUUGAUCUGUAAAGGUGUCUUCCAUGCCAUAGUCUCUGGAGGUCAUGAAUGUGGUGUUGCCAAAAAGCCUGGAAUCUACACGCUGUUAACCAAGAAAUACCAGACUUGGAUCAAAAGCAACCUUGUCCCGUCUCAUACAAAUUAAGUUACAAAUAAUUUUAUUGGAUGCACUUGCUUCUUUUUUCCUAAUAUACUCGCAGGUUAGAGUUGGGUGUAAGUAAAGCAGAGCACAUAUGGGGUCCAUUUUUGUAUUUGUAAGUCAUUUUAUUAAGGAAUCAAGUUCUUUUUCACUUGUAUCACUGAUGCAUUUCUACCAUGCUGGUUUUAUUCUAAAUAAAAUUUAGAAGGCUCUCUGUUUCUCUUGUAUCACAUGAAGUAAUAUCUGCCCCCAUUCCACCCACACUCCCCAAAGGGCAAUAAGGUCACUGAAUAAAACAGUAAUGGUACCACCUUCAACCAGGUGUAACUUCUGCUGGAUCAUCCUAAGUUGUUGGGUUGUUUUCUUUUCAUUGUUGUGAUAACAUUAAACAUGAGAUAGGCCCUUUCAACAAAUGUUUAAGGGUACGAUACAUUAUUGUUAACUAUGGGCAUGAUCUUGCAGUGCAGAUCUCUAGAACUGCUUCAUCUCGUAUAAAUGAAACUUUAUGCCAGUUGAAUAGCAGCUCUCUAUUUCCCCACCACCCCCAUGCUCUCGCAACCCCAUUCUACUCUAAGCUUCUAAGAGUUUGUAUUUUUUAAAUAUAAAUCAUAAAUAUAAAUAUCCUAAUUCAAGCAAGCAGCUUAUACAAA